AUGUUAUCAGAAUUCGUCCUUCCCUCUGACAGCAUGAAGAGACCUGAGGUCAUGGACUUCCUAAUCAAGUUCGCCCAGGUCCAUGAGACUUUCCGAGAGGCAGAAAUAAAGGCACUGGCCUUGAUAGACGGCUUUGACCUCAUCAUCAAGGAGUAUGAUCCUGAUUCACCACACUGCAUCGUCCAGCUCCCGUCAGUCGAGACAGCCAAACGCCUGAUCCGCCGCUCUGUCCUAGCCCAGUCCAUUCAUGAGCUCUGGGGGAAAGGCACUAAUUACGAAGAAGUUCAUCAGUACGUGAAGGAGACGACAUCAGACAGAUGGCCUCUCUACACGAACGCGUCGUUCAAAUUCGUAAUAGAACCGUUCAGAGGAACGCGGUCCAGCGACACCAGGCUGAGACUCAUCAACUCCUUCUCCUUCCUCCCGUUCAAGGGGCCUAUCAGACUGUCAGACCCGGACCAGUUGUUCACGGUAUUUGAAGACUGGCCCUUCAACAGUGUGCCGAUGGGCGUAGAGAACCCAGACAAGGUGUACCUGGCGCGGUUCAUCGCAAACUCCUCACGCGACUCUAUUCUCAAGUUUGACCUCAAGAAGCGAGAGUACAUCUCUACGACGAGCAUGGACUCCGAGUUGUCCCUCGUGACAGCGAACAUUGCCAUGGCCGCUCCCGGAAAGCUCUUUUACGAUCCGUUCGUCGGCACUGGCUCCUUCCCAGUCGCAUGUGCGCACUUUGGUGCCAUAGCCUGGGGCAGCGAUAUUGACGGCCGCAGCAUGCGAGGAGACGGCGGCAAGAAGAGCCUCCGCGGAAACUUUCUCCAGUACGGUCUCAAGGGGAGGCUGGGCGACUGCUUUGCCGCCGACCUCACCAACACGCCUCUAAGAUCGGGAAGGAUAUGGGACGGUAUCGUGUGUGACCCGCCGUACGGAGUUCGCGAAGGCCUGAGGGUGCUCGGCUGCAAGGACCCUGAAAAGACGCCAUGGGUCAUAGAAGGCAGCAGGCAAAUGAGCCACCUACCCGGAUACGUGCCUACCAAGAAACCAUACAGCUUUUUGGCCAUGCUAGACGACAUCCUUAACUUUGCUGCUGAAUCGCUCGUCGACAACGGCAGAUUAUCCUUUUGGAUGCCUACGGCCAACGAUGAGAACCAAGAGAUUCUGACUCCCGACCACCCCUGUUUAGAAACCGUUGUGGGUCUCGCCGAUUGA
Geosmithia morbida is the source of this 1206-nucleotide messenger RNA. RefSeq names its product tRNA (guanine10-N2)-methyltransferase. Gene Ontology annotation, biological process: methylation. Gene Ontology annotation, molecular function: nucleic acid binding. The transcript is spliced from 5 exons. The record is from RefSeq and is a predicted model, not a curated record. The coding region runs from base 1 to 1206 and encodes 401 amino acids. Lineage: Eukaryota; Fungi; Ascomycota; Sordariomycetes; Hypocreales; Bionectriaceae. Gene Ontology annotation, cellular component: cytoplasm.